UUCAAAGGCUUUAUAUUUCAAAUAGAUUAUAUGAUGGCCAGUUAUACCUUUACAGACAUGUAAUGCUGCCCAGAGAACUUUCAAAACAAGUGCCAAAAUCCCAUCUUAUGUCUGAAGAGGAGUGGAGACGACUUGGUGUUCAACAGAGUCUUGGCUGGGUUCACUAUAUGAUCCAUGAGCCAGAACCGCAUAUUCUCCUCUUCAGAAGACCUCUUGCAAAAAAUAAGCAGAAAUGA
Molecule: messenger RNA, 236 nt
Organism: Nestor notabilis (Kea)
Lineage: Eukaryota; Metazoa; Chordata; Aves; Psittaciformes; Psittacidae
Gene: CKS2
Product: CDC28 protein kinase regulatory subunit 2
Exons: 3
Biological process (GO): regulation of mitotic cell cycle
Cellular component (GO): SCF ubiquitin ligase complex; cyclin-dependent protein kinase holoenzyme complex
Molecular function (GO): cyclin-dependent protein serine/threonine kinase activator activity; protein kinase binding; ubiquitin binding
Source: RefSeq, a predicted model, not a curated record